AUGGCCCCGAUCGCCGGUGGCUGGUGUCGGCGGGUCGUCCGGGUCGUCCGGGUCGGCGGGCGCGGCGGGGCGGUUGACGGCGGCUGGAUGGCGCGAGAUGGUCUUGAGCGGGCGGCGGCGAGCGACGGUGGGGGAAAAGCAGCGACACCAGAGGGGCCCCUCUCGGCGGAGAUCGAAUUGCAGCUCAGCGGCGCUCGUCCCGCCCACGCCCGCCGCUGCUUAUCAGAUAACUCCCAGCGAGAUCUUCUCUGCCCCGCUGUCAUGGCCGCUCCCUCCUCCACUGAGGCAGACGCGCUCCGGUCCUUGGGCCCCAUGCUCUUCCUCCUCGCCCUCCUCGUCCUGUGCGCCGUCGCCUGGUGCUUCCUCUCGUCCUGCCUCGGCUUCUCCGUACGACGCGCCCUCGCCUCCUGGUGGGAGCACGCCCUCAGCGCCAGCACCACCGCUGGUCGCGGCUCCUACCGCCGCGGCAGGCCCGGUGAUCCGCACGAUGAGGGCGAGAUGUGGGAGAUGGACUAUCGAGGCGAGCCCGCCACCGAUAAGAUGGAUACGCGACAGCAAGAUCCGGAAGAGAUAUACGUCAAGCAAGACCGGAUCGGCAAGGGGUCCUUUGGGGAGGUCUACAAGGGCUACGACAAACGAACACAGAAGACGGUGGCCAUUAAAAUUAUAGAUCUCGAGAGCGCGGAAGAUGAAAUUGAGGACAUACAACAAGAGAUCCAGAUACUUUCGCAGUUGGACUCUCCCUACGUGACCAAGUAUCAUGGUUCAUUUCUCAAGGGUUCUCAUUUGUGGAUCGUUAUGGAGUAUUGUUCCGGCGGCUCUUGCUCAGACUUGAUGAAACCCGGCGUAUUCCGAGAAGAAUACAUCGCUAUCAUCCACGUCUCAUCCGGCGACGUAGCCGCCAAUAUCCUCCUCACCGCGAACGGAGAUGUCAAACUCGCCGACUUCGGAGUGUCUGGUCAACUCUCGGGCACGCUGUCUGCGAAGAAGAACACCUUCGUUGGCACGCCGUACUGGAUGUCCCCAGAGGUCAUCAAACAGAGCGGGUACGAUCACAAGGCGGACAUAUGGAGUCUCGGCAUCACUGCCAUCGAGCUUGCCAAGGGCGAACCCCCAUACGCCGAGUUGCAUCCGAUGAAGGUCUUGUUCCUUAUUCCGAAGAAUGUGCCGCCGACUUUGGACGGUAACUUCUCCAAGCCGUUCCGAGAGUUCGUCUCGUACUGCCUACAGCGUGAUCCUCGUGACCGUCCGUCGGCGCGAGACCUGCUGAAACACAAGUUUGUCCGAAUGGCGAAGAAGACAAACUACCUGACCGAACUCAUCGAACGUCACGAGCGUUGGAAGGCAGAAGGAGGGGACAGGCACGAAGACGAUGGCCGAGAAGGCCACCACGACGACGCACCCACCGACCUCGAUCCCGAGGACAUGUGGGACUUUGGCACGGUCCGCCAUACGGCCACCAUAGGACGUGCCGCCGCCCCUCCGCUUUCCCCCGCGAACGGCACUGGGGCGGCAAGAGGGCCGUCGACGAGCGGGGUGGUAGGCAAUGGUGGGCAUCGUGCUUAUGGCUCGGGGUCUUCCGGAGACUCUGAAGGCUCGGAGCGGGCUUCGUCGAUCACGGUAAAACCUACCGAAUUGCCCCCGCUCCCACCGUCGCCAGCGCCGCACCACGACCAAUCAACGGUGCGGCGGGGAUUGGCACCAGCGAACGCGGAACGAGAGCCGUCCGACGAGUAUGAUGACUACGACGACGACUACGAUACCUACCAUGGACGUGUGCCGGUGCAAACCCAUGGAGUAGUUGACGAGCUAUUGCCCGAAUCUACCAUGCUGGACUCGGUCGUGUUGCCCGCCAUUGCUUCGCUCUUCCCCCGCGUCCAGACUCAGGAAGCUCGAAUAGCGCUAAGCGCUCUGCAACGAGCCUUCACCGAGGCGGAGCGCAUCAUACCCGGGGUAACGCUCGAGCUCGUGAACGAGAUCGUCGAUUCCGUUGAGCACGUCGACGACGUCCAAUGA
Messenger RNA from Punctularia strigosozonata HHB-11173 SS5, 2016 nucleotides. RefSeq names its product kinase-like protein. NCBI's taxonomy places the organism in Eukaryota, Fungi, Basidiomycota, Agaricomycetes, Corticiales, Punctulariaceae. The transcript has 14 exons. Gene Ontology annotation, molecular function: ATP binding; protein kinase activity. Gene Ontology annotation, biological process: protein phosphorylation. The record is from RefSeq and is a predicted model, not a curated record. Bases 1 to 2016 code for a protein of 671 amino acids.